AUGGGAAAAGGUAAUAUUGAUGAUUUAGCUACAAAGUUUUGUGUGGGAUCAAACGCUCAAGCUAACCAAACAUACAGACAUGUCGACUACAAAGAAUUGCGUCUCAAGUUACAGCAGGAAAAACUGAAACUUCACCUCGACAGACAGCAUCUGAAAAAGUUCAACAGUGUUAAAACACGAUAUGGUACCACAUCUGCCUUUAAUCAGCAUAAGGAGGUUUGGUUGAAAGAAGAUAUUUCCAUCAAGUCUCAGAUAAGAUCAAUUUCAGCAGUUAUCAGCGAACAGGCUGAUCCCAGUCAGCUUUUGUGUGAAAAUGAAAUUUGCGAGUUUUUGAAUAGCAUGCAAGAAGAAUUUAAAGCAUUUGAAGUAGGAACGAUUCAGCCAGUUUGGGAAUUUAUAGAGGAUAUGCAACAGUGGCUUCUCAAACCAGACACUAGCAAUGCCAUUGACAUUAAACCAAUUUACGAAACCAUGACUUCUCAACAAAAUCAUAUUUUGGAUGUCCUGAAUGACCAGGGUCAAUCUUUGGACAAUGAUCUCAGUGUAUUUAAUUCAGUUCUAAAAGCGUGGGAGUUUGAGGCAGAGAGUGUAACUGAAUCUCUACUCAGACUAAAGUUCCCUCAUGAAGAAACGAUAUGUGAAUACAUUGAAGAGUACUUGUCUGUGGAUAAGAAGUACAAUGAUGUAUUGAUGGAGUUGAGGGAUUACUACAGCAUCAUGCUGGAUAAAGGGAAGCACGGUGGUUGGUGUAACGAGGACCACAUCCUCUUCAGACAUAUCACUCACCAGUACCCUGUGGAUAAGUUUCAGAGAAGUACACUGUGUCUGGAAAUGCUAAAACUGGUCAUGUGCCAUAAAACGGAGCUCGAGUUGAAGGAGCAUGGCGAGUGGGUGCAGUUAUAUGACAUGUAUUGGGAACACAGGAAAUCCAUCAAGCACAUGCACCAAAGUGCUUUGCAGAAGCUGGUAGCGACCGCAGAGGCAGAUUGUAAACAGCAAUGGGUCCAGGUUAGGGAAAUGCGACAGAAAGCUGAUGAAAUUCUGUCGCAGAAAGAGAACACAGCACGAAUAUUCGAGAAUUUACUGAGGUGUCGAGCUGAUAAGUUGAAGAAGAUUCGAGCAGAGGAGAAAGAAUUAUCAGGGUAUCAGGAACGCAUGAACAAGGAGAGAGCAGAGUUUGAACGAAGACGAGCAAAACAAAGAAAAGCGGACAAAGAUAAGAUCCAGGUUUUCAACGAAAUGAAGGAAGACAAACAGAAAGAGUUCGAGAGAAGGCUGGAGCAGCUUAAGGAUAAGCAAGCCGCUAUGAAAAAGAACAAGCUAGCAGCUGGGAAAAAGCGUGUUGAUCACCGUCACGAGCUUCACGACAAGAAACUAGAAGAACAAGCAGCUGCAGAGGCCCAGCAACACGAGGAGGAGCAGCGCAGAAAGGAGCAGUUAGAUAAACUAGCUGCUACAGUCGCUGUGGAGGCUCCUUAUGAUCCUGCUAGAGUGCACCGAGACACUAAAGCAACCACGGCUAGGUUGAAGGAAUCAGAUUAUAUCGGAAAGUUUCAGCUGUUCAAAGUUGUGGGAUAUGAAGAUAGUGCUAUAUCUGGCGAUAUGAGGUGGAAGGUGGAGAAGGCUUUACGAAAUGCUGGUUUAAUGACUACUGAUUAUGGCAGACAAAUCAUGAAAAAUAUUGCACCUCCCGUUGAACCCCGUAAAGACAUGAUUUCUACUGUUUUUAAGAAAGAUAAUGAGACAUAG
Bolinopsis microptera is the source of this 1749-nucleotide messenger RNA. Its product is annotated as coiled-coil domain-containing protein 148-like. Bases 1 to 1749 code for a protein of 582 amino acids. The record is from RefSeq and is a predicted model, not a curated record. Lineage: Eukaryota; Metazoa; Ctenophora; Tentaculata; Lobata; Bolinopsidae. The transcript has a single exon.